Molecule: messenger RNA, 297 nt
Organism: Westerdykella ornata
Lineage: Eukaryota; Fungi; Ascomycota; Dothideomycetes; Pleosporales; Sporormiaceae
Exons: 2
Source: RefSeq, a predicted model, not a curated record
AUGCCCCAGCCCACUCCCCCCUCCCCUGCAAUGCCCCUCGCAGAAAUCCUCUCAGAUCUAACGUCCCUCCGCGUCUGCGACCCAUCCGCCGCCCUCGCCCUCGUUUCCGCACGCGCAACCAGCGCUAAUGAGAGUCCUACGCAAUUGGAGGCAAAGACCGGGAAUAACGAGGGAGAGGAAGAAGAGGAUAGGGAUAUCCGUCGCGCGAUGGAAUUGGUGAAAUUGCACUAUGAGGUUCGUGAGGCGCAGAAGAGGGGGGAGUUGGGGAGGGGGUUGGAGGAGGCGAGGAGGGCUGUU